AUGUCUGAGUCUUCAGCGACGUCGCACAACACCUCUCGACCUGCUGCGACGCUCGUGCCCUCCUGGCCUCAAUUGCCUCGACCAGCGUACGCGCUAGCUCCUAUUCCUGCGUCUUCAAUCGUCAGAUCCACUGCCGCUCGAGCCGCCGCCAGCGCCUCGCUGCGCUCUUCGAGCUACGAGAGAUCCGCGCCUUACCCAUCAGCAAGACCACCUCGUGUCGAUAUGCUCCAGGUACAGCCACCAGCAGUCACUUCUGCCGCGCAUGAGACAGAGCUCUUUCGCACGCGUCAAGCCUUGCAGUCUCAUCUCGCCCAGCGGCAGCAGCCGCCAGCGUCAUCGAGGCCACCGGCAAAUCAGCCGUCGCGCAGUACCACGAACAAUCUUCAUUCGCAUUCCGCCGAUACGAGCUCCAGCACACAAUCUGGCGCCAAAGAGGCUCAGCACAAGGUGUAUCUGCUCAACUGCAAGCACUGCGGCAACUUUUUGAGCGACCGUGGUAUGAAGGCAGUGCUUCUCCUCAAGCCCAACAUCACUCUAUACAGCACCGACAUCGUCCCCUCGACGUGCGGACCCUUCUUUGGCGGGUCGGCAUUCCACGGCGGCGUCGACUCGAGCGAGGCGCCAGUGGAAAGAACAUGUCAAUGCUUGACGCAGAGUCUGGGAUGUUACGGGUGCGGCGCUCAAGUUGGCUACAACAUCAUCUCGCCAUGCGCACGCUGCACAAGCAGCGUGAUGAAGCACUCCAGGAGCUCCAACGGCCACCGCACGGUGCUGCAUUGCUCUGAAAUUGCUGUUCGGGAGCGCCGCUACAUCCCUGGCGAACCGGGAGUUCGGCCACAGCCGACUCCGUGUAGCUCGCAGGCGAGCUUGAAUUCUGCACAAGUGUAUGCUGAUCCUUUGCACGACGAGCGCCUCAGUCAGACCGCGCAGUCGGACCUCUUCCGUCGCAGCAACGUGUCCCGUCGAGACAUCUACAGGCUGCAGUACGGAUUCUAUGAGGAAGAGCUCGAGGCGGAAAAGGCCGACGCCAGCUCGGCUCUUUACUUCGAACAAGCGCAACAGUAUCGCGACCUCCGUCCUUCGGGCUCUCCGCCGGCCCACGAUCCAGACUCGGCUCCUUUCGGUGGCAACAGGGUCGCUGCCUCUUCUUCCUCCUUCUCCUCUUCAUCGAAGAAAGGGCGUGUACUUCAGAGGGGAGAUGCUCUGUACUGGAGCGACCUCAUCGCCGGCGGCGAACGAGCCCAGCCCUUCGACCCAGAUGCGAUCCUCGAGAGGCCUGUCGUAGGACGAUAA
Pseudozyma hubeiensis SY62 is the source of this 1293-nucleotide messenger RNA. RefSeq lists its product as hypothetical. Bases 1 to 1293 code for a protein of 430 amino acids. Gene Ontology annotation, cellular component: cytosol. The record is from RefSeq and is a predicted model, not a curated record. Lineage: Eukaryota; Fungi; Basidiomycota; Ustilaginomycetes; Ustilaginales; Ustilaginaceae. The transcript has a single exon.